This is a messenger RNA of Kogia breviceps (pygmy sperm whale), 380 nucleotides long. The record is from RefSeq and is a predicted model, not a curated record. Lineage: Eukaryota; Metazoa; Chordata; Mammalia; Artiodactyla; Physeteridae.
GCAGCCCUGCCAUGGCCAGCUUUGGGCUAGGCCUCCUGGCGCUGCUGCUGACCACCCACCCUGAACCCUCAAAGGCUCAGCACUGGUCCCACAGCUGGCACCCUGAAGGAGAGCAAGCCUCCAGCUCACUCCAUGACCCCCAACAUACUCCUGGGCCCCCAGGAAGGGUUCUGGGCACUGCAGCUCACAGCCCAGGCCAAAUUGUCCCCAACCUCCCAAGUGAUGUUCUGGCUCCCCCUGAGGACAGUGUGCCCUGGGAGAGUAGGACCAUGGCCCGGUGGCUCCUCCGCAGGAAGCAGCACCUGGUGCAGACACUGCUGGUAAGUAGAGUGAAAGGUCCCCAGCGUUGGCCACUAGGGGCCAGCUAAGAACUGGCUGGG